Molecule: messenger RNA, 739 nt
Organism: Oryza brachyantha (malo sina)
Lineage: Eukaryota; Viridiplantae; Streptophyta; Magnoliopsida; Poales; Poaceae
Product: actin-depolymerizing factor 7
Exons: 3
Coding region: 139-558 (139 amino acids)
Biological process (GO): actin filament depolymerization
Cellular component (GO): cytoplasm; actin cytoskeleton
Molecular function (GO): actin filament binding
Source: RefSeq, a predicted model, not a curated record
CCUCCUCCCAACGCCACCGCGCAGCCAGCCACAGAGCUCGACGGCUCUCUCUCUCGAGAGGAGGGAUCAGCCAACGCGAAGCGCUUGCUCACUUUUUGAUACUUCCUCCUCGCCGCUGAAUCCGCCGACGCCGCCGCAAUGGCGAAUGCAGCAUCUGGAAUGGCUGUGGAUGAUGAGUGCAAGCUCAGGUUCCUGGAGCUGAAGGCGAAGAGGACCUACCGAUUCAUCAUUUACAAGAUAGAUGAGAAGAAGAAGAUGGUCGUUGUGGAGAAGGUUGGCGAGCCUAUACUGAACUAUGACGAUUUUGCUGCUAGCCUCCCUGCCAAUGAAUGCAGAUACGCAAUAUUUGACUACGAUUUCGUGACCGAGGAGAACUGCCAGAAGAGCAAGAUAUUCUUCAUUGCAUGGUCUCCUGAUACAGCGCGUGUGAGAAGCAAGAUGAUUUACGCGAGCUCGAAGGAUAGGUUCAAGAGGGAGCUCGACGGCAUUCAGGUGGAGCUCCAAGCGACAGAUCCAACUGAGGUUGGUCUGGACGUGAUCAGAGGCCGUGCAAACUGAGCAUAGCUGUGUUCUUGCAGCUACCUACUGUAUGAAGUAUGAGCCUCAGAUGAGAAUUUAGAGCUUAGCCUGAGGCAAUGGUUAUGACUUUGUUAUCAUCUACUACUAUCCUGGGGACGGUGUAAGGCUGUAAUCUAUGUGCGUUGCAAUGAUAAGGCUAUCCUUUCUGCGUUUGAUCAUG